CAAAGAAGAGAGGUAAACUCUGAUUGUGUCCCGUGAACGGAGGAAGAGGAGCUGAGCGAGAGAGAGAGAGAGAGAGAGAGAGAGAAGAACGCCAGGUCUCGAAGGGAAAGAGAUCACGAUGAGACGGAACCUGGCCCGACCCACUCGCUCCAUCUAUCUCGCUCUGGCAUGUUUGUCCCUCACUCUCCAUCUCCUUCUGGCAUUCUUUUGUCUCUCCGUCCUCCAGACAGCCUGCGUCCUUCCCAGCUCUUCUUCAUCCUCCUCUUCAUUCAAUCCAAGAACUGACACACGGCAGCAUCAGUCUGUCUCCUCAUCCUCCUCCUCCUCCUCCUCAUCCUCCUCGAAUAAACUGCCAACGACCUCCCGGUAUGACGAGGGGCACAAACUGAACAACACUUCAGAGCAGAAAGGGACAGACUCAGUCGCUGAGAGGGAUAAGAAACUGAUUGGAGCAGGGAAAUUGAUUCCCAAGGUGAAGGGUCAUUCUGCACUAGAGGCCCUGUUCAAUCACCCGCUGUACAACCUGCCGCGACCAGAGCCGCAACAAGAUGAUUGGCUACUGAGGGUGAAGACAACAGAGGAUGCAGGGGGCGUAGGAAGUGAGGAAGAAGAGCAGGAAGAUGACAUCAACAGUGACAGUCAGUGGCAGAGUGCCAGUCAGGAGGAAGGCUUCGACAGAGUCUCUUGGACCAGCGACGCAGAGACUCACCCUCCCUGGCUUCGGUUUCACCUGGGCAUCUCUCGCUGGGAGCUGUACAACAGGAAGGAUCCCAACCUGGCCCAAGUGACUCACUAUUUGGCAACGCAACGUAUCCUCGGCGCUGUUCAGAAGACAGGAGGCACCCAGCUCAAACUGCUCAUAUCGUUCCCAAACUACGGACAAGCUCUGCUCAAACCGAUGAAACAGUCCAGAGACACAGAGACGGACGUGAACCUCUUCUACUUCUCAGACUUUGAGAGACACAACGCAGAGAUCGCUGCCUUCCACCUUGACAGGUUGCUGGGCUUCAACCGGAUCCCUCCAGUGGUCGGUCGACUCAUCAAUGUGACCACGGAGAUCAGAGAGAUAACCACCGACCGCAAGCUGUCCAGGACCUUCUUCUCUUCCCCAGUCGGGAACGUGUGUUUCUAUGGUCAGUGCGAGUACUACUGCUCCACAGAGACCCCGGUGUGCGGUCGGCCUCACGCACUGGAGGUGUCUCUGGCUGCGAUGCUGCCCGACCUCGACCUCGCCCCCCGCAGGUCCUGGAGGUCGCCAUGGAGACGAUCGUACAGCCGCACCAAGCUGGCACAGUGGGAGAAGGACCUGAACUACUGUGACAAAGUCAAAAAGACGCCGCCUUACAACCACGGCACCAGACUGGUGGACGUCAUAGACAUGGCUGUGCUGGACUUCCUCAUGGGCAACAUGGAUAGACAUCACUACGAGACUUUUGAGAAGUUCGGCAAUGAGACUUUUGUGCUGCAUCUGGAUAAUGGGCGGGCGUUUGGGCGUCACUCCCGGGAUGAGUCGUCUAUUCUUGCUCCGUUGCGACAGUGCUGCAGGAUACGUCGCUCCACCCUCCUCCGCUUGCGUCUCUUGUGCCUUCCCGCCUUCCGUCUGAGUGACGUCCUGCGGGAGUCGCUGGCUCAGGACCCCCUGGCCGGGGGGGCCCCACUCCUGUCCGAGCCGCACCUUUCUGCUUUGGACCGCCGCCUCGCAACCGUCCUGCAGGUGGUGCAGACCUGUCAGGAUCAGCACAGCGAUGUCCUUUACAACGACUUGGAAGGAUAUGAUGGAGAAUAGGAUCAACAGCCUGACUGAGGAAAAAGAACAACAAUAAAUUAUAUAUAUAUGCA
Limanda limanda (common dab) is the source of this 1839-nucleotide messenger RNA. RefSeq names its product extracellular serine/threonine protein kinase FAM20C-like. The transcript is spliced from 11 exons. Bases 119 to 1786 code for a protein of 555 amino acids. Gene Ontology annotation, cellular component: Golgi apparatus. Gene Ontology annotation, biological process: protein phosphorylation. The record is from RefSeq and is a predicted model, not a curated record. Lineage: Eukaryota; Metazoa; Chordata; Actinopteri; Pleuronectiformes; Pleuronectidae. Gene Ontology annotation, molecular function: phosphotransferase activity, alcohol group as acceptor.